Dioscorea cayenensis subsp. rotundata (Guinea yam) is the source of this 1845-nucleotide messenger RNA. RefSeq names its product protein EMSY-LIKE 3-like. Bases 294 to 1694 code for a protein of 466 amino acids. Gene Ontology annotation, biological process: defense response to fungus. The transcript has 10 exons. NCBI's taxonomy places the organism in Eukaryota, Viridiplantae, Streptophyta, Magnoliopsida, Dioscoreales, Dioscoreaceae. The record is from RefSeq and is a predicted model, not a curated record.
CCUUCGACGGCGCUCAUAUUUCCCAGCCUCCCGCUCCCCGUCUGCCUCCAACGAAGCACCGCCCAAAUCCCUCGUCGCGCAUCGAAUUCUCGCUUGAAUUCGCGUUCCGGAGCUCGAAUUCGGCAUCUACUCUAAGUUCUUUUUGCUGCGCUGCGAAAGAGGAGUUGAUGUCUAGCUUUCGAUCGGUUUUCUCCGGCGAAGGAGCUUGAUCCCUGGUAUCUUUGAUCUUUGAGUAGUUUCUUUGGUUUUGGGGGUGCUUCGCUGGAGGAAUACCUUUGUGGGAGAGUUUUUCCAUGGAGUUCGAUCCUUCGGAUAGCAGUGGUACGGAUGAUGAUCUCCCACCAUCCCAUCAGAACAGAGGCAUACGAGGAGGACGUGUUGCUGUGAAUGGAAGAGCUGUUGGGUCAUUUCCUAGGGCUCAAAAUGAUAUGGAGGCUCAAAUACAUCGCCUUGAGCAAGAGGCAUACAGUUCAGUCCUUCGUGCAUUUAAGGCUCAAUCUGAUGCCAUUACUUGGGAGAAGGAAAGCCUUAUUACUGAACUUAGGAAAGAGUUGAGAGUAUCCGAUGAGGAACACAGAGAACUACUAAGUAGGGUUAAUGCAGAUGACAUCAUCCGUAGAAUAAGGGAAUGGAGGCAAGCUGGGGGUGCAUUCCAAUCUGGCUUGCUGAAUAAUGCUCAACCUAUGCAUGAUGCAGUUCCUAGUCCAACUGUAUCUGCUUCUCGCAAGAGGCAAAAGACAUCUCAGGCGUUGCCUUCUUCAUCAUUGGGUGCACCAUCAUCUGCAUUGAAUUCACAGCAAGUUGCUGCUUCCAUGCAGCCAUCUGCUGCUAAGCGGACACCUGCAGCAGGAUCCAAGAGCAAGAAUCCUAAAUCAGGUCAGACAUUGCCCAGUGCACCAUCAGCAAAGCCCAUGCAGUACCCUUCUACUGGUCCAAAUGGAAGAGGGCAACCUUCUGAAGCCUCAACUUUUGAUCCGCUGAUUGGGCGGAAAGUUUUGACAAGGUGGCCUGAGGACAAUAACUUCUAUGAAGCUGUAAUAACUGACUACAAUCCCCGUGAGGGAUUGCAUGCUCUGGUUUAUGAUAUAAAUACGAAGAACGAAACAUGGGAAUGGGUCAAUCUAAGUGAGAUUUCCCCAGAAGAUAUUCAGUGGGAAGGGGAAGAUCCAGGAAUCUUGCAUCGGGCUGGUCAUGGUGGAUCUGGCCGUGGAAAUAAGAAGUCUACCGGUCCUAGUGGAACCAUUCCUGCUGCAGGCAGGGGAAGAGGGGCCUUGAAGAACAAUACCAAGAACAAUUUCCCCCCAUCACAAAAUGGGAUUGGGAAAAAAGGGUCCGACGAUAUGGAGAUAUAUCACACGGACUCUGUCAUCAAGGAGGUGGAGAAGAUAUUUAGCGCUAUCCAUCCUGAUCCUCUAGAGAUGGAAAAGGCGAAAAAGUUGCUUAAAGAUCAUGAGCAAUCACUGAUUGAUGUACUCUCAAGGCUAGCUGAUGCAUCCGACGGUGAAAGCGAAGAGGGAGAACAGUUCUCCCAUGGUCAGUUGAUGGACCAAGAUCAGCAAUGGAAGAACCGGCAAUAUGGCAGCGCGAAUCAGCAUGGCACAAACUAUGUUGAUGGUGUGAUUGGGCGAGGCCGGGAAGAAGGGUCGGACGGUGAUCCGAUGGACUAUCGCCAAACUCAAGAAUUUGAUAUUUAAUCUCAUUCUGGCUCCUCCAGUAACAAUAAGCUCGCUGUGGCUUUGUAAUUCUUGCUAAUAUAACUUUCUUUUUCUUUUUUCGGUCUUCAGCCAAUAGUUCUCUGUACUCAUAUAUAACUGAUUCAAACUGACUUCUUGAUAUUUCUGUUCA